Molecule: messenger RNA, 1214 nt
Organism: Monopterus albus (swamp eel)
Lineage: Eukaryota; Metazoa; Chordata; Actinopteri; Synbranchiformes; Synbranchidae
Product: E3 ubiquitin-protein ligase ARIH2-like
Exons: 2
Coding region: 393-1073 (226 amino acids)
Source: RefSeq, a predicted model, not a curated record
UGUGGAAGUGGAAAAAUGUUAUACUUCCUGUAAUAUUCCACAUGGCAAGUUAGAAAUAAAAAAACAAUUUUGUGAUUCUCAAGAGGAAUCGAUAUUUGAACUUUUGCUGAAGCUUAAGUUGCAGUUGUUAUUGUUAACAAAUAGGCAGUGUAGGUAGAAUUGACCCAUUAUUAUAUAUUUUAUUUGCUGACUAACAUACUAAAGUAACAUUUAAUCUAUUUGCAUGCAUAGCCUAUAGGCUAGCACCCUCCAAAAUCCUGUUCUUCAGUGUAACAACCUCUGGCUAAUACUGACUACCUCCUGUCAAGAUCAGCUGUUUAUACCAUUUUUGUCUGCAGGAAGGUUCUCAUGUAGAAGAUGCUUCUCAUUGUUGAGCCAUAAGAAUUUGCAAAAUGCUUGGUAGCUUGUCUCCCUCCUGUGAUGCUGAUGAAUCAUUUUCUUUUCAGGACCGUGCAAGCAGAUUUGUGUGUGGCCAAUCUGGCUGUAAUGUUGAAUGGCCUUACGAGGAGGUUUGUAAAAUGGCUCUAUUGACCCCUGAAGAAAUGAGGGAAUUCGAAAUUAAACUGGCCUCCAAUGCAGCCAGCUGCUACUUAUCUAUCAAAUCAUGUCCUGGAUGCAGAUCUUCAGUCAUGAGAAAGAAUGAAUCUAAUCUGAGGGUCCGCUGCACAGUGUGCACAACCAACAAAGGACGGACCUUUGAGUUCUGCUGGCAGUGCCUGAAGGAGUGGAAGGGUCCAGCUCCACGUUCAGACCGCUGUGACAAUCAUGGCUGCUGCAAUGAGGAUCUAAAACUAUUGAGAGAAUGUUCAGAUAUAAGCUUUGAAUACUUUGAUUCUGUGAAGGGGAUCAAGGGAUGUCCCUCAAUCCGAUCCUGCCCAACAUGUGGGAUACUGGUGGCGCACGACGGAACAAAGUGUAAAAAUGUUGUCUGUUCCCGAUGUAAGGUGGAGUUCUGUUUUGUGUGCCUGAAGCUCACUACAGAGUGUCGGAAAAUAAAUCCGGAAUAUUUCACACACUGCUCCAGUGGUGUUGCACCUAGACAGACAUCCAUACCGGUGUGGCAAAAAAAAUAAUGUGAACAGCACCAACCUGUAUAUGCUUAUGCUUUUUUAUGUAAAAAUGACUUGCAUGUAUACGUGUGCCUUUGCUGGUGUUAGGUAUUUUUAGUCAGAUAGACAUUGGUUAGACACUUCAUGUAUUAGAAAUGUUUAGUG